Drosophila navojoa is the source of this 1763-nucleotide messenger RNA. RefSeq names its product esterase S. The record is from RefSeq and is a predicted model, not a curated record. NCBI's taxonomy places the organism in Eukaryota, Metazoa, Arthropoda, Insecta, Diptera, Drosophilidae.
GCUGCUGCCCAUGUGCGAAUAAAUAGGCAUUGAUAGACUUUUGUUAAAACAGUUGGACUUGGAGCACACCAUGAACACAUUCGCCUUGGCAAUCGUUUUGCUUUCGGCAUGCUCACCAUCUGCCUCAAGUGAUCCGCUCCUCGUCGAGCUGCCAAAUGGAGAGCUACGUGGGAGCGACAACGGCAUUUACUACAGCUACGAGUCGAUACCCUAUGCACAGCCGCCCAUCAACGACCUGCGCCUAGAGGAUCCACUCCCAUUUACUGACAGAUGGACACAGACCUUUGAUGCCACCACGCCGGCGACUGAGUGUCUGCAAUGGAGUCAAUGGAUCGAUCAGCCGGACAAGUUGACGGGCAGCGAGGACUGUCUGACCGUCAGCAUUUUCAAGCCCAAGAACGCUUCUCGGCAGAGUUUUCCGGUCGUCGCAAGUAUUUUCGGGGGAGCGUGGACCUUCGGCAGUUCUCUCGACGACGGCCCUGAGCACUUCAUGGACAGUGGCAAUGUAAUCGUGGUGAAGAUCAACUAUAGAGUGGGUCCGCUUGGGUUUCUGAGCACCGGCGACAACGUACUUCCUGGUAACUACGGACUCAAGGAUCAGCGCCUCGCGAUCCAAUGGAUUAAGCAGAAUAUCGAUCGAUUCGGCGGAGAUCCAGAGAACAUAAUUCUUCUUGGCUUUGGCGCAGGAGGCGCUGCAGUACAUCUGCAGCUAAUGCACAAGGAUAUGGAGACGUAUGUCAAGGGCGCCAUUUCCAUUAGUGGAGCAGCCACGUCUGCCUUUGCCGUGCAAAGUAGUGGACGUGAGGAUGCAUUUCGGUUCGCCAAAGUCCUGGGCUGUAAAAGAACAAAGUCCUCGUUUGAACUGAAGGAAUGCUUCAAGAGAACAAUGGGCCAUGAGAUCGCUAGUGCCGUUCAGAAAUUGCAAGUCUUUGAGUUUAUACCAUCUGCAGUCUUUAGGCCAGUUAUCGAGUCCCCCGACUUGGAAUAUCCAUUCCUCACCGAAUCCCCCCUUGAGACCAUCAAGAGGGGAGGCGCGGCCCAGGUGCCUUGGUUGGCCAGCUACACCACGCAGAAUGGCAUCUACAACACUGCAAUGCUGCUGGAAAAGGAUAGGAGUGGAAAGGAAUUAAUUUAUGAGCUGAACUCUCGCUGGAAUGAGCUGGCUCCGCACUUUUUUUACUACCCCAACGACAUGAAUAAAUUGCAGCGAAACAUUCAUUCUCGCAAACUAAAGCUGCAGUACCUCGGCCAUAGGAACUUCAGUGUGGAGAACUAUUUCGACGUGCAGCGCAUGUUCACAAAUGAAAUCUUCAGGAACGGCAUCGAGGAGGCCCUAGACGCGCACCGGAAGCAUGGAAGCAGUCCUGUCUAUGCCUAUGUCUACGAUAAUCCAGCUGACAAAUCAGUGGGUCACUUGCUUGCGAAGCGAAUAGACAUCUUCAUGGGCACGGGCUUGGGCGACGAUUACUAUCUGUUGAUGAACCAGCCGAUGCGUGGAGCACUGCGAGCGGAUGAGAAACUGGUCUCUUGGAAGCUCGUCAAGAUGGUCGAAGAGUUCGCCCAGAGCAGGAAGCUGGCCUAUGAUAAUUGCGCAUUCCCAGACAACCGGGGCCAAAAGCAGUUCCAGUUGGUGGUCAUCAAGCGCACUCAUUGCGAGGUUCAGGAGGCGAGACACUUGCCGGAGACCGUGUCUGACCAUUUGCCACCAUCUCCAAUAGUGAAAUCCUAAUUCGAUAUUGAUAAGCCUGUGAAUAAAUUAGACA